Molecule: messenger RNA, 2745 nt
Organism: Laetiporus sulphureus 93-53
Lineage: Eukaryota; Fungi; Basidiomycota; Agaricomycetes; Polyporales; Laetiporaceae
Exons: 5
Coding region: 31-2403 (790 amino acids)
Biological process (GO): deadenylation-dependent decapping of nuclear-transcribed mRNA; deadenylation-independent decapping of nuclear-transcribed mRNA; positive regulation of catalytic activity
Cellular component (GO): P-body
Molecular function (GO): enzyme activator activity; mRNA binding
Source: RefSeq, a predicted model, not a curated record
CGCUGCCUUCAUCCCUUUUUGCAUAACACCAUGCCUCCUCGCCGACAUCCACCACAAUCCAACGGUAAUACAGCUGCGGGGAGCGUAACUAAUGCUCGUCCACAACAGACGCCGUCGCCGCUCAUACCGAUGCAACAGCAGCCUAAGCGGCAGAUCGGUAUGACGCCCGCCAUUUAUGAGAACAAUAUGCGUGUCCUUUUGCGCCGGGAACCGACAAUCACGUCCAUCUUUGACCAAUUUAGCCAUGUCUGUGUCUACCAUCACAAUGGCAGCAAGUGGGAAAAGCAGGGAUACGAGGGGAGCAUGUUUCUCUUCGAGAAGCAGACAUAUCCGCCAUACGGCUUCUUUAUACUUAAUCGAAUGGGCACUGAAGAUUACAUUCGCCCGAUCUACCCCGAGGACGACAUGGACGUCCUCGGUGACUAUGUGAUGUAUCGAUACUACCCCAAGUUUACUCAGGUCCGCGUCGCGAUGGAUAUACCCUAUCCUAUUCCUCCAGAGCGUCGUGCCGCACUUGAAGCGGAAGUUAUGCGUCAUAUGACCCCGGAGGAGAUUGAGGCUUCACGAGAUACCAAAGGAAAGGAGUGGAGAGGAUCGUCGGUGACUAUUGGUCUGUGGAUGUUCGCAACGGAUGCUCGAGAGCCGUUAAAGGAUGUCAUGAUGCGGCUGCACUUUUAUAUCAAGCAGAACAAGCCAUACCCGGAAGAAUUCCGUUACGGACCAGGCCGUCCACCCCCUCCAAAUCCACAUCUUCGUACUGCCAGCCGCUCCUCUAUCUCAUCGGCGUCGCAAGACGAGGACGACCAUCACCAUCCGCGAAUGAUUGCACAGCCUACCAAUAUGACGCAGGCGGCUGCUUCUGCAUAUUCUACCGGGGUUGCGCCCACUACAACCAACGCCGAGCUUGAUAAGCUUUUCGCGAAGUUGCUCCCGUCGGCUCCGAGCACGCCUGCUCCUGCAGUCCAAGCACCUGCGGCGCAGCCCACGACAUCGACAUUGUCGAUCGACGAUCUCUUUGCGUCGAUCACAGGGGCAAAACCCGUACAAGCAAGCAAGCCUCCCAUACCUGUCUCUGCCUCCCCUGCGCAGGCGACAUCCACUCGUGGGCUCGCGCUACUUGACUCAAUAUUCGCGUCCGCGUCGCAUCAGCCUCUCCCCCAACCAGAGCCUCAGCCCACCGCAGACGUCCGUCGUGCUACACCCGUGUACGCUCCACCGCUCCCACACAGCUCGUUGCCCUCUCAGCCGGAAGAGAUCCAGAUCACCUCCCCUAAGCCACAGUCGAGCACACUGCCGCAGAUCUUGAACCAAAACGUCAUUGCAUCUCUGCUCGGGCUGAGCGCGGGCUCUGGCUCACGCUCAUCUUCUGCGGCACCAAGCUCGGCGGGCUCGCGUCGCUCGGGUCUGAACCGCUAUGAAGGCGACAACGAGUUCAGCGAAGGUGAGGCAGUGUCCGAAUCGGGCUAUUCGGCAUCGAGCACCGUGUUGGACGCCGACGCAAGCCCGGCCGUUCUUGCAGCCGGUUCGUCAUCUGGGCUGCCGUUACUGGCAGCGCUGUCUUUGGGAAGGGCAGCGGCGCCGAAUGGACGCGGUACAUCAGGCAUCGAGGGAGAUGUGACUCCUCGUGCCGCUGUCCGUGGGAUGGAGCCGUUCUCUCCAUCUCUACAGGCGCAGGAAAACUCGCACCUGGCAUCCGUGCCGUCCGUUUCCGCUGCCUCGUUAACCACAAGUGAUGCCAGCUCCACUUCCUCCUCCACGCCAGCCGAGAAUGCCUCGCGGCAGCGGCCGCUCGUGCCUUUCGAGGCCGAUUCCGAGCUGUGGCCAUACCCACGCGCACCGCUGGAGGAGACUGUUGCGGAAGACGACGCGGACGUGGUGGAGCUCGACUUUACGGACACGCGCGCCCUAAGCGAUCCUAUACUUUUCUCGAGCCGGUUGAAGGAGAAGCAGAGUAAGCCGGACGGCGCCGAGAAGAAGAAAAAGAAGAACAAGAAAGAGCGUUUGGCACAGCGCGAAAAGCAAAAGGAGGAGAUUGAGCAGAGUUGGGAUGACCCGAUGAAGGGGCAGGUGCGUACUCGGGAGCAGGCGGCGGCGGAUGUGGCCGCUACUUCGGCUUCUGCUCCUGUUGUGAACGGUGCCGUGAAUGGUGCUGUGAAUGGCAAGAAAGCGACAAAUGGCGCUCCGGUAGCGUCGAAGACGAAUGGUAAUAUUGCGUGUUCGUCCGGCCGCAUGCAAGCUGAGGCUGCGGCGGAAGCUAUCAUCUCAACUGUGGCGUCGCAGCCUGGAGGAAUUGGCAAGGAUGUCUCUCGCAAUGAUUUUGUGCAGGAGCUGCUCACCCUGAUUCAUACGGACAGGAAUUUCGUCGAUAGGUUGUGGCAUGGCUACUUGGAGCGAGCCGCUUGAGUUUUCUUGUGUUAUCAAUCAUAAUGACACUGGCCGUUGCUUUCGUUGCCAUACGCUAUUGCUUUCACGAUAUUCAUCGUAUUUUUGGUACCUCCACGACUUCCUUAUAGACGCGAUUUACGACGCACAUUAUCGCUCCGCUCAUUUCUAUCUAGCAACCUAGUAGUCCUAUGUAUCAUUGUGCAGAGUUUUUGCUGUUUCCGCGAUCUAUAUCGUUGUCGCUUUGUAUUGUAGCAUCGGUGUCAUCUCAUCUUGAGUUCUUGGACUGAUACCACACGAGUUCAUGGAUUGCGGAUAUGUAUCACUGAUGCCAGAUCUCAUAAAUUGAGAGAAUAUCCUGCG